Messenger RNA from Oryza sativa Japonica Group (Japanese rice), 3628 nucleotides. RefSeq lists its product as uncharacterized. The record is from RefSeq and is a predicted model, not a curated record. Lineage: Eukaryota; Viridiplantae; Streptophyta; Magnoliopsida; Poales; Poaceae.
UUUUUUUAAUUUUUUUGCUGACUAGUAUGUCACGUCAGGAAAACCGGGCAAAAAUACUGCCAAAGGACCUCCGGUGGUGAACGGUUUGACUGAAUUUAGGGGCAGAAGGUUUUGUGGUUGAUGGACCUCGAAAAAUCUCGCUGUGAAGUUGAGGGACCUCUGGUGAACUUAUUCCCUCUCGACGCAUCAUUACUCCGCUACGGCCCAUCUAACCAAUUAAGCCCACAGAAGCGAUUCGGCUCGGCCUGGCCCAUUUAAGACGCUCCUCUUCUUCCUCUUCCUCUUCCCGUCCCGCUCCCACCUCGACUUGAAAACCCUUUUUCCCUUUUCCUUUUCCCCCGGAUUCGCGUCUCCAUCGUUAAAUCGCAAUCAAUGCGUAUGAUUUGCUUUGAUUUUUCCCCAAAUUUCUUGACCGUUGGUAGGGCAAAGCCACCACGCUCCUCCACUUCCCUUUCGUCUCCCUCCGCCGCGAGAGGGACUGAUUCAAUUGUGGGGAUCUGCGGAUGUUCUGAACAUUUGUAAGAUGAGAAGGUUCUUUUUCUUUGGAUCAUCCACCGCAAGCACUGGGAAUGGUGGUAAAACACCAAGUGACGAUGAUAGCAGGAUUAAGAAGAAGGCAUUGGACGGAGGUGACAGCAAUGGCAGCUCCAGUUCCGCUUCCAAUUCCCCUGUCACAAAAGUGUGUAGAUCAAAGAGCCGGCGUCGAAAUCUGAACAAUGAGGAACCAUCUAAUCCGAAGCAGCUCAGGAGGUCUAUGUCCUUCUCAUCACCAGCCGGCAACAGUUUCUUGAAGGAUCGGAGCUUCAGCUUCUCGGGUGAUGUCCCAUCUUCUCUGUUUAAUGAAUCUGAUGCACCCGAUCAUGUUGCUAACUGCUAUGCAUGGUCACCAAAAAGGCGUCCAGCCCCAAGAGAAUACACAAUAAAGGAUCCAAAAGCACAUUCAGUCCUGCAAAGUGACUCUCCUGGUUCGAGAUGCUAUUCAUGCUCAACAGGGCACUCUCCUGUUAGUUCUCCCAUUGCCAUUCGAUGCAGGUCAACAAGACUAACCAAUUUAUUGAACAAGAAUGAAGUUCUAGAUCGAUACAUUGAUGGAGAGCAGGAAGCCACCAUCCUUGGUGAGAGACAGAAGCAAAACUCUCCCACCAGAUCUGCGGUUUCGAAUUUGGGAAGGCCGCCUCGACCGCAGUCUACAGUACCAUCUUUGCCAAGACUAACAAAAGAGAUCCUUGAGACUUACCCAUAUGAGGAUGUAAAGGAUGAACAUCUCCACCAACUAGCUCAAGAGGAUACAAGAGACACAUGCAAGAUUACAACACUGUGCAAUGCAAGUAGAAACCAUGCAGGUCUGCUAGAUGCUUCUGAGAGAUUUUCACAUUUAGAAGAUUACAAAUCGGAAAGUGUUACUUCUGUUGAAGAUAUCUAUGAGGAUUUGCAAGACUUUAAUCAUCCCUCCAUCGAUCCUACUUCAGAGGAUGUAGAAACUGAUGACAAGUUGCUCCAAAGGGCAAAAGAGGUUGAGGCAAAGUUCAUGGUCUCUUCUGAAAAAAAAUAUGAGCUUAACAUGUCCAAAAACAAGAGGCUAAGCGCAAAUGACAUGUUCCAGAUGAUCCAAUGUUUGACUGAAGAUAGGAAACAACUAGCAUAUGAAUUGUCUUCACAGAUCAAGGCACGCCUUACAGAAAGGUUUGCUGCCAAAGAGCAAUGCAAAAAUUUGAAGAAAGAGUUGGACAUCAGAACUAGAAGGCUAGAGAAGGAAAAGAUGGAAGUGCAAACUACUUUGGAGAAAGAGAUGGAUAGAAGAUCAGACGAUUGGUCAAUCAGACUAUCAAGAUUUCAGUGCGAGGAAGAGAGAUUACGUGAUCGGGUGAGAGAACUUGCAGAGCAGAAUGUCUCCUUUCAGCGAGAGGUUACUUUUCUUGAAGCAGAAAAGGUUGAUGCUUCUAAUAAGGUUGCUUGUUUGGAAAUGGGAAACAAAAAACUAAUUGAUGAGCUAGAGAAAGUCAGAAACAAUUGUGACAAUCUCCAGAAUUCAUCUGUAGAGUUACAUGAUUGUUUUACUAAGGCUGUGGAGGAAAAAGAUCAUCUCAGGAAAUUCUUGGAAGAUAAGGAUGGUGAGAACAAAGCAUUGCAUAAAGUGAUUUCAAGGCUACAAACCAUAUGCAAUGAACAAGAAAGAACAAUCAGUGGCUUAAGACAGGGAUACAGUACUGAAUUAGAUAAGAAAUCUGUUGAGUGCAGUGACAAGAUAAAGAAGAGAAUGCAAAUGGAACUUAUUAGACUGACAGGAGUUGAGCAGAAGUUAAGAGGUGAAGUUCAAUCUUGUCAUCUUGAAUCAGAGUCCCUAAGGCAAGAGAACAUUGCACUUUUAAAUCGUAUACAAAGUACUGGAAAUGGACCGCGCUUGUCCUCAAUUCGUCUUGACCAGGAGCUACUAGCCAGAGUGGAUAACUUGCAGAUACAUGGCUUGUCAUUGCUUGAUAAGACUAGCCAACUGUGCAUCAAAUUGUUGGAACUAAUGAAAUGCAAAAGGCAUGAAAAUGAAGCUGGCAAUGGCAUAGCUGCAUUAACUGUCACUGACUACACUUUGGAGUUCCAGAGCAUCAAAGGACGAAUCCAGAGUCUGAAGCAAAGUUUGGGGAUUAUUAGUUCUGUCCUCACUGAAAAGGAAAAUAUAAAGGGAAGUUCUGGAGAGACUGUAGUUGGAUCUAGUCCUUCCAGGGAGCACACAGAUGAGUUACCUCUGGAUAUUCCUGAACUCAAGCUGAAAGAAGAGGCUAUACUCAAUAGAGUGCUAAAGGAGGCUCUCCUUUCAAAGGAACUUGAUGUUGAACAAUUAGAGUCAGAUCUGGCAUCUUCACUUCGUAUACAGGAUGUCAUGAGAAAUGAGAUCCAGAGAGUUCAGGACGAACUAUCUUGCAUGAACCACAAGGCUAAGCACUUGGAGCUUCAGGGCUUGAAGAAAGAUGAGAUCAUUAGUCAGGUCCAGCUGGAUUUCCAGGAAUCUGCAAAGGAGAUUAGUGCCCUUAGAGGAACGCUGAAAACAGUAACUGAUGAGAGGGACCUUUUAUGGCAGGAAGCAAAGCAGCUGAGAAAAACCAUCAGCAUCAUGCAAAAUGAGACUGCCUCACUAAAGAAGAAAAUUGAAGCCCUUGAGGAAGACAUACUUGUUAAGGAGGGUCAGAUAUCAAUACUACAAGAUAACAUCAAGAAUCCUCAACUUGACUUCAUCUGCAGUCCUAGAUCAGUGAAGGAGUUUGGCCUGGAGUGAAAACUGCAUACACAGAAAAGGUUUUAGAACAGAGAUUGUCAGAUAGCCUCAAUAGUUUAUACUUCUGAAGACAAAGAUAGAUGCUUGUGAAUACAGUGUUCAUAUGCUUCUACAAUAUCUUCGCUACUCCAUACCGAUAUGUUAUGCAACCCAUUACCCAGCUUAUACCUUUUGUAAAGCUUGCGUACUUCUAUCUUAAUUUCGGAAGCUUCAACGACUAUUCCAUUUUUUUUUUCUGUUUUGUUCAUGUCUCUUCAUGAAUCCGGAAGUUGUGGCAAAGUAGAAUGAGAUAUUCCAGUGUCAAUGCGUUUAUCUUGUUUUAUCGACUGAUGAUCAAAGAGUGAGCACAUGUUGCAUGAA